Messenger RNA from Athalia rosae (coleseed sawfly), 2777 nucleotides. RefSeq names its product probable ATP-dependent RNA helicase DDX23. The record is from RefSeq and is a predicted model, not a curated record. Gene Ontology annotation, cellular component: catalytic step 2 spliceosome. Gene Ontology annotation, molecular function: ATP binding; RNA binding; RNA helicase activity. Gene Ontology annotation, biological process: mRNA splicing, via spliceosome. NCBI's taxonomy places the organism in Eukaryota, Metazoa, Arthropoda, Insecta, Hymenoptera, Athaliidae. The transcript is spliced from 11 exons. Bases 303 to 2717 code for a protein of 804 amino acids.
CUGCCUGCUAACUUUAUUCCACAGGUUUACCUGCUUCGCGAUAAGGGAAACCCAGUGACGAAAAAUUCAACCAUGGUUCCAUCGUUGUUCCACCCGCGGACGCAGCUGCAGGUCUGCGCCUCCACCAUAUUUUAACACAAGCUUUGAGAUAUAAAUUGACAGCCAACGAACAGGCUGCAAACUCAAAGUUUUCAAAUAUUCAUUUUGAGAAGUGGUUGAUGCAAGCGAAUCCUUCUUGGCAGCAAGGAGGUUAUCAACGUUUUCCAUCGUUACCGGUUCUAUCAUCCGCUACAUAACCCAUCAUGGUUCACGACAAAAAGACAGCGAGAAGAAGCAGAUCAAGAGAACGAGAGAGGGAGAGAGAGCGAGAUCGAGAACGGCGUGAAACUAGAGAGCGUCGACGCUCCAGGAGCAGAUCUAAAGAUCGCAAGAAAGACAGGAAGCGAUCAAAGUCUCCAGAGCGUUCGCGAGAGCAAGAUAGAUCUAGGGAAAGAGACCGAGAGCGGUCAAGAGAACGUGAGAGAUCCAAAGAAAGGGAUAAGUCUCGAGAGCGCAGAGAUACCAAGGAUAGAGGCAAAGAUGAUAAGAAACGGAAGCCCAGCCCCAUAUUCUCUUUAGAAGAUGAAGCUAAGAAAGAAACUAAAAGCGAGGUAAAACCAGAAGAUGAAGAAACAAAUGUGAAACCAAAAGCUAUGGCUAAAACUGAGCCGCUUAGUUUAGAAGAACUACUUGCAAAAAAAAAAGCGGCGGAAGAAGCAAGGGCUAAACCUAAGUUCCUAAGCAAAGAGGAACGAGCUGCCUUGGCUCUAUCAAAAAGACAAGAAGAAGUUAGUUCUAUGAGAAAAAAGCUGGAGGAAGAGAGAAAAAAUGCAUUCAAAGGUGACAGCUCCGGCUCAAGCAAGGACAAAGACCGUGAAUGGGAUGACCGUGACAAGCGCAGAGAGCAGCCACGCUCGAGAGACGAUGAAGUCAAAGACAAGGACAAAGAAAAGGAAGUGGAGGCAAUAAAAGAACGUUAUCUGGGUUUGAUAAAAAAAAAGCGAAGAGUUCGGAGGUUGAAUGAUCGGAAGUUCGUUUUUGAUUGGGACAUUUCAGAAGAUACCUCCGUGGAUUACAAUAAUAUUUAUAAAGAACGUCACCAGGUGCAAUUCUUUGGUAGAGGUAACCUCGCCGGAAUAGAUAUUAAGGCACAAAAGCGUGAUCAAAGUAAAUUCUAUGGGGAAUUGUUGGAAAAGAGACGUACCGAUGCUGAAAAGGAACAGGAAAAAAUGCGGUUAAAGAAGGUCAAAAAGAAGGAAGAGAAGCAGAAGUGGGACGAUCGUCACUGGUCUGAGAAAUCUAUCGAGGAAAUGACUGAGAGAGAUUGGCGAAUAUUUCGAGAGGACUACAACAUCACGAUAAAAGGUGGACGUAUUCCGGACCCCAUCAGAUCCUGGAAAGAAUCUGGUUUCCCAAAAGAAAUUUUAGAUAUUAUCGACAAAGUUGGUUACAAAGAUCUCACACCCAUUCAGAGACAGGCCAUUCCUAUUGGACUGCAGAAUAGAGACAUAAUUGGCGUAGCUGAAACUGGUUCUGGUAAGACUUUGGCAUUCCUAAUUCCAUUAUUACUUUGGAUUACGAGCCUUCCUAAAAUCGAAAGACUCGAAGAGGCUGAUCAAGGACCUUACAGCAUAAUUCUCGCCCCGACUCGUGAGUUGGCUCAGCAGAUUGAAGAAGAAACCAAUAAGUUUGGCCAACCGCUUGGUAUCAGGACUGUCGUUGUUGUGGGUGGUCUGUCGAGGGAAGAACAGGGUUUCAGAUUGCGAAUGGGCUGUGAGAUAGUCAUCGCUACUCCUGGUCGAUUGAUAGACGUACUCGAAAAUCGGUAUCUUGUUUUAAAUCAAUGUACGUACAUUGUCCUUGACGAAGCUGACAGAAUGAUUGACAUGGGAUUUGAGCCAGAUGUUCAAAAAAUUCUGGAGUACAUGCCGGUCACAAAUCUGAAACCAGAUAAUGAAGAUGCUGAGAACGAAGAAAAACUAUUAGCCAAUUAUAACACAAAAAAGAAGUACAGACAAACCGUGAUGUUCACCGCUACAAUGCCAGCGGCUGUGGAACGUUUAGCCAGGACAUAUCUCAGGCGACCUGCAGUCGUCUACAUCGGAAGCGUAGGAAAACCAACCGAGAGAACGGAGCAAAUAGUGCAUAUUAUGGGAGAGGCAGACAAGAGAAGAAAGUUAAUGGAAAUACUGAGUCGUGGGGUUGAACCACCCGUCAUUAUAUUUGUCAACCAGAAGAAAGGGGCCGACGUUUUGGCGAGGGGGCUCGAAAAACUUGGGUACAAUGCGUGUACUCUACAUGGUGGUAAAGGACAGGAGCAACGAGAAUACGCUCUGGCCUCACUCAAAGGAGGCAGCAAAGAUAUCCUGGUUGCCACUGACGUUGCCGGUCGUGGUAUCGACAUUAAAGAUGUGUCUAUGGUCAUUAAUUACGACAUGGCAAAGACCAUCGAAGAUUACACGCAUCGUAUCGGUAGAACCGGACGUGCAGGAAAAGCCGGUCUCGCAAUAUCAUUCUGUACCAAAGAUGACAGCCACCUUUUCUACGAUCUGAAACAAACCAUCCUUGGCAGUCCAAUUUCAACCUGCCCACCAGAACUUAUCAAUCAUCCUGACGCUCAGCAUAAGCCUGGCACAGUGGUGACCAAGAAAAGACGGGAGGAGAAGAUAUUUGCUUAGGCAAUUACCUUGUUUCUUCAAUUUCAUCGCUUCGAUUCAAUAAUAAAUUUUCUAUGCUUA